Clunio marinus is the source of this 372-nucleotide messenger RNA. The record is from the annotation of a GenBank genome assembly. NCBI's taxonomy places the organism in Eukaryota, Metazoa, Arthropoda, Insecta, Diptera, Chironomidae.
AUGAAUCGAGAGCUGCCUAGAGAACAAACCGAAUAUCUUAGAAUUAUUACAAAUCGAAUUCGUUCACUCAUUGCUGAAUUAUUUAAACUAUUUUCUUCUGAAGGAAGAAUCGAUUUGGCGGUAGUUACUCAUGAAUUUCAAAGAAUGGACAUGAAAGUUCUUGAUCUGAUAACUGGAAUCAACCAUAUGAAUCCAUACCAGCCAUUUGUGUUCUUUCGCCAAGCUCCACUUCCCAGACAAUCUGAUCUUGCAGCUAUUGCAGAAUCUACAGAAGAUGAAGAUUCUAUGCCCAUUGGAUUUGAGGGGUCAUAUGAAGAGGUUUCAGAUGAAACUCCGGAUGACUCUUUUGGUCGUUUAAUUAUUCCACAUUAA